AUGGCGACCACUCCCGCGCAGGAAGGCACCGUUGAAUUCGCGUAUGCUAGUCUGCCCAAGCCGGCCCAGACCUGGUAUCGGAUCUACGGCGACCUCCAGGCGGGAACCCCCUUGGUCGUCUUGCAUGGCGGUCCGGGCUUUUGCCAUAACUACAUGCUGCCCUUGGCCGCGUUGGCAUCCGACCGCCCUGUCAUCCUGUACGAUCAGAUCGGAAACGGGCUGUCCUCCCAUUAUCCGGAGAAACGGGGCGAUCAGGAGUUCUGGACUGUCAGCCUCUUCAUCGCCGAGCUGGAGAGCCUGCUCCGACAGCUCGGCAUUGCCGGCAAUUUCGACCUGCUAGGCCAUUCCUGGGGUGGCAUGCUGGGGUUGGAUUUUGCCGCUCGUCAACCGACUGGGCUGCGCCGUCUGAUUCUAUCCAACACCCCGGCGUCGGCCGCGCUGUGGCUGGAAUCGGUCAAUCGACUCCGCGCCACCUUGCCCCAGGAGAUUCAAGACACGCUACAGCGCUGUGAGGCCGACGGUCGGCUCGAGUCCAAGGAGUACGAGGAUGCGACAGUGGAGUUCCUCUCCCGGUUCUGUUGUCGGGCGCAACCCUGGCCCGAGGAGCUCAUGCAGAGCCUCGUCUGGGCCACGGAAAAGGAUUCCACCAUCGUGUCCACCAUGCUUGGCCCCUCCGAAUUCUGGAUUGAAGGCUCCCUCAAGGACUGGAGCGGGCUGGACCGCCUGCAUCAGAUCCAGGUCCCUACCUUGGUGAUCAAUGGCAAGUACGACGAAGCACAGGACAGUGCGGUGGAACCGCUCUUCUGGGGAAUCGAUAAGGUGCGGUGGAUCACCCUGGCGGACAGCUCGCAUUGCCCCCAGUUCGAUGACUGCGAGAAGUACCUCAGCAUUAUCGGAGAGUUUCUGGGCCGCGCAUAG
This is a messenger RNA of Aspergillus ibericus CBS 121593, 918 nucleotides long. RefSeq names its product proline-specific peptidase. Lineage: Eukaryota; Fungi; Ascomycota; Eurotiomycetes; Eurotiales; Aspergillaceae. Gene Ontology annotation, biological process: proteolysis. The record is from RefSeq and is a predicted model, not a curated record. Gene Ontology annotation, molecular function: peptidase activity. The transcript is spliced from 2 exons. The coding region runs from base 1 to 918 and encodes 305 amino acids.